Molecule: messenger RNA, 1654 nt
Organism: Homarus americanus (American lobster)
Lineage: Eukaryota; Metazoa; Arthropoda; Malacostraca; Decapoda; Nephropidae
Product: nicotinamide phosphoribosyltransferase-like
Exons: 12
Coding region: 16-1590 (524 amino acids)
Biological process (GO): NAD+ biosynthetic process
Molecular function (GO): nicotinamide phosphoribosyltransferase activity
Source: RefSeq, a predicted model, not a curated record
AGAACAAGACGUGUCAUGGUAGUAUUUGGCAAUGUGCAAUUCUGUGGUGGGUAUACGCGUGUGGACUCCUCUCAUCCCUACCUCCCACAUCCUCAUGCACAGUUAGUAGCACAAUCCAGCAUAGACAAGACACACACAAUGGCUGCAGGACCCGUUGAUAAUAUAAUACUUCUGGCUGACUGUUAUAAGUCGUCACACUACAAGGUCUACCCGCCUGGUACUACAAAACUCUACGCUUACUUUGAGUCCAGAGGCGGCAAGUUCCCCUACACGGUGUUCUUCGGGCUGCAGUACAUCCUGAAGCAAUGGUUGUGUGGUCCUGUGGUGACCCGGGCCAUGGUGGACGAGGCUAAACAGAUCAUCAACACUGUCUUCAAGAGGAACGAUGUCUUCAACGAGGAAGGCUGGAACUACCUGCUGGAGCAUCACGGAGGUCGUCUGCCGCUGAGGGUGAAGGCGGUGCCUGAAGGUAGCGUGGUCCCCACCAGGAACGUGCUCUUCACCGUGGAGAACACCGACCCCGCCCUCCCUUGGGUCACCAACUUCUUCGAGACGCUGCUGGUCCAGACGUGGUACCCCAUGACGGUAGCCACCAACUCCCGCGUCUACAAGCAGAUCAUCCACCACUACAUGAACCUCACCCACGACAACACCCACACCGUCGAAUACUCCCUUCACGACGCUGGGUACCGCGGGGUGUCCUCCGUAGAGUCAGCUGCUCUGGGUGGCGCCGCUCACAUGAUUAACUUCAAGUCGUCGGACACCGUGGCGGGAACCUCCCUACUGAGGAAGUACUACCACCUAGAGACCGUGGCUGGCUUCUCCUCACCUUCGUCAGAGCACUCCACCGUUACUACCUGGGGCAAGACCAGGGAAUUAGAAGCACAUAGGCAUAUGCUAUCCACAUAUUCUGAAGGAGACGUGGGGUGUGUGUGUGACUCGUACAACAUCUGGCAGUGCCUGGAGGAGCAUUGGUGUGAGGAUCUGCGAGACCUGGUGCUGGAGCGAGGCAGGAAGGGCGGCUGUAUCUACCUCAGACCCGACAGUGGCGACCCCAAGGAGGUCGUCCUCAAGAGCCUUGAGAUCCUGGGUAAGGCGUACGGGACAGAGACCAACUCGAAGGGGUACAAGUUGCUGCCUCCCUACCUCAGAGUCAUCCACGCCGACGGCAUCAACCACAAAGCGCUCUGGUCCAUCCUGGAGCACCUCAAGAACCACGGCUGGAGCACCGCCAGCGCUUACUUUGGGGCCGGGGCCGCCCUGCUCCAGAGGCUUGACCGAGACACACAGAGGUGUGCCUACAAAGUGAGCUUCGCGGAGGUGGAGGGUGAGGGUGUGGAGGUGUAUAAAGAGCCUGUCACUGACUCCGGCAAGACUAGCAAGCGAGGCCGCCUCACCCUCCAGUGUGAAGACGGCGUCUACACCACCGUCCAGAGUGGCAAGGGCGACCCAGCCAAGGACCAACUGGUAACUGUCUUUGAGAAUGGUGAGCUGCUGCGGGACUACACCUUCAGGGAGGUCCAGGACAGGGCCGAUAUCACCUUCGACGACUUCGACAUCAUAAAGUUCCUGAAGGAGGACACUGACUAACUUCACCUUCAGCUCUCCCAGGUCCUCCUUACCUGACGCUCCCACAAACUCAGGUUUUUUUUUU